Molecule: messenger RNA, 687 nt
Organism: Colletotrichum spaethianum
Lineage: Eukaryota; Fungi; Ascomycota; Sordariomycetes; Glomerellales; Glomerellaceae
Product: S-M checkpoint control protein rad4
Exons: 3
Coding region: 1-687 (228 amino acids)
Biological process (GO): S-adenosylmethionine biosynthetic process
Cellular component (GO): cytosol
Molecular function (GO): ATP binding; methionine adenosyltransferase activity
Source: RefSeq, a predicted model, not a curated record
AUGUCUGCUACCAACGGUGUCAACGGCAACGGCGUUGCCAGCCGCAAGCACUACAAUGAGGGCAACUUCCUCUUCACCUCCGAGUCCGUCGGUGAGGGCCACCCCGACAAGAUCGCCGAUCAGGUCUCCGAUGCCAUUCUCGAUGCCUGCCUGCGGGAGGACCCCCUCUCCAAGGUCGCUUGCGAGACUGCCACCAAGACCGGUAUGAUCAUGGUCUUCGGUGAGAUUACCACCAAGGCCAAGCUCGACUACCAGAAGGUUGUCCGUGAGGCUGUCAAGGGCAUCGGCUACGAUGACUCCGCCAAGGGCUUCGACUACAAGACCCUCAACCUGCUCGUCGCCAUUGAGGAGCAGUCCCCCGAUAUCGCCCAGGGUCUCCACUACGAGAAGGCCCUCGAGCAGCUCGGUGCUGGUGACCAGGGUAUCAUGUUCGGCUACGCCACCGACGAGACCCCUGAGCUCUUCCCCCUUACCCUCCUCUUCGCCCACAAGCUCAACGCUGCCAUGUCCGCUGCCCGCCGUGACGGCUCCCUCCCCUGGCUCCGCCCCGACACCAAGACCCAGGUCACCAUUGAGUACAAGCACGACAACGGUGCCGUCGUCCCCCUGCGCGUCGACACCAUCGUCGCACUCAACAUUGGCGUACGGUUCUCAACGAAUCCCGGUUUCAAGCCUUUUUCGGGGUAA